Amphibalanus amphitrite is the source of this 3424-nucleotide messenger RNA. RefSeq names its product AT-rich interactive domain-containing protein 3C-like. Gene Ontology annotation, molecular function: DNA binding. Gene Ontology annotation, biological process: regulation of transcription by RNA polymerase II. The record is from RefSeq and is a predicted model, not a curated record. The coding region runs from base 120 to 1889 and encodes 589 amino acids. Gene Ontology annotation, cellular component: nucleus. NCBI's taxonomy places the organism in Eukaryota, Metazoa, Arthropoda, Thecostraca, Balanomorpha, Balanidae. The transcript has 11 exons.
GGCCGCCUCAGUGUAGUCGCGGCCGUCGCGGCGGAUGGUGGUCGAAGGUGGGUUGCGGCCGAUUGGACUGGUGCCCGGCUCUGGCGGUAUUUCUGAGUGGCGCAGCUGGGACUCAGGUGAUGCACGGGUCGCCGCUGCUCAUCAACCACGCUGCGGAUAUGGACGGCGGCAAGGAGGCGGGCGUAGAGACAGCCGUGAGUGGAGGUCUGAACAGCGCUGUGUGGGGAGCGGCGGCGCACUACCGGCAACUUCUGCAGCAUCAGCAUCAGCAGCUUCAGCAGCACACAGAGGAUGACGGGAACAUGUCUGACGGUGGCUCGGCAGGCUCAAGAGAGCACUCCCCGGCCCCACGCUCCGACCCAGAGCUUGAAGCGGAGACCAAUGACGACUCCUGCAGCCAGGACGUGCUGGAGAAGCUGAAGCAGCAGGUGGCCAACGUGACGCACGUCAGGAGCAGGAAGGAUACCAAUGAUAACGAAGCGCCCGACUUUCGUCUGCGGGAGCCGGUUCAGCCUCGCGCGUCGGCCGAUCCGUCGUCGCUGCCGCGUCACCGUCUGUCGCCGCAGUCGCUGCUGGCCGCCUCCAUGGCCAGCAACCCGCCGUCACUGGUGCCGCUGCCCGGCCUCGGCGGUCUGGCUGGCUACGGCGGCGCUGCCGGCCGUGCCAGCAGCGCGUCGCCGCCGGCCCGCGAGGCGGCCAGCCCGCCGACCAGCUCGUCGGGCCACUCGCCUCGCCAGCCGGCCGCCGCCACCGGCACGGGGAACACGCAGGCACCGUGGAACUACGAGGAACAGUUCAAACAGUUGUACGAGAUCGACGACAAUCCGAAAAGAAAGGAGUUUCUGGACGAGCUGUUUCGCUUCAUGCAGAAUCGAGGCACACCGAUCAACCGUCUUCCUAUCAUGGCGAAACAGGUGCUCGAUCUAUACGAGCUCUACAACUUGGUGGUAGCGCGUGGCGGCUUGGUAGAAGUCAUCAACAAGAAACUGUGGCAGGAGAUCAUCAAAGGCCUAAAGUUGCCGUCCUCCAUCACAUCAGCUGCAUUUACUCUCAGAACACAGUACAUGAAGUACCUGUACCCGCAGGAAUGUCAGAAGGAGGGUCUGAGCAGCCCCUCGGAGCUACAGGCCGCCGUCGACGGCAACCGACGGGAAGGUCGACGCAGCAGCUACACCAACAACUCUUAUGCCGACUUCGUGCAGCGCUCGCCGCUCCUCUCCGGACAAAUGGCUCCGUCGUUCGGCCUCGGUAACGGGAUGCCGAUGCCGACAUCGCUGCACCAGCAGGGUCUGUCUCCGCUGUCACUGGUCACCAGCCGGCCGGCCGCCCCCGGAUCCAACGGACCCGCAGGACACCCCAUGCCGCCCAGCUCGCCGUUCCUGCCGGCAAUGGGUGGUCCGGUGAUGCCAUCAGCCAACGAUACGCUGAUGACGCUCUGGAGCCUCUACAACCGCCAGCAGCAGCAGCAACAGCCGCCCUCGCCGCCCGGCCGCCGCCCCGAACCGCCCCCACCAGCGGCGCCGCAGAGCGAGGCGCUCAACCUGGGCGUCCGACGGGAAAUGGCCAGGCAGGAGCGGGAGAGGGAGCAGCAGGAGCGAGAGCGGGAGCAGCUGGAGCGGGACAGGAGCCGGGAGCUGGAGCUGCACAGGGAGCGGGAGCUGGAGCUGGAGAGAGAGCGGGAGAGGGAGAUGAAGCGCGAGAUGCCCGAGAACAUGUCGCCGCCCAACAAACGGGCAAAGUCCGAGGAGGGCGACAACAAAAUGGAGUCGAUGCCGCACACCAAAAUGAGCAUAUCCUCGAAAGCUGACGGCAGUCUCGUCCUGAGCAUGGAGCUCAAUGGCGUCGUGUACCAGGGCAUUCUGUUCGCGCAGCCCAGCCCAGGCCGCUGAUCUCCAGCCCUGCCGCCAUCUCGAGCUUCUCAAACAAGUACUAGUGUGACGUGUCGCCACUAGAUGGCACCACUGGAUUUCGAGCCGCGGGCUAAUCGAUCUCGUAGUCACGGCGUCGAACUCGCGUGCCCUGGCCGGCCGGCAGCGGUGGCUCUCGCGGAUGAAGUGCUGGCAUACUCACCAGUAACCUUGGACCAGCGUGUCCUUGACCGUGGGUCAACGUGUCCUUGACCUUAGAUCAGCGACUGGGUGACCUCGUACCAACACCACGAGAAGAUGUCUGUUGUCCGUGUUGUUGAAUGUCUGUCAGCUAGUGGCUCUCUCCUAUGUAAAUAAUCAGUUGUUGUAUGGAGCUUCACCAGCUGUAGCGACGGCGGCAGACAGUGCAAUGUGUACCAUAAGCUAGCAGAUCCUGUAUACGAAUGUUUGGGGGCUUCUAUGUCACUUACGUAUUGCUGAUAACUUUGGCGAAUAUUUUGACUUUGAUCUUUACAGAUGUUCUCAGGGCGAGGUAAUUCCAACAUUUUAAUAGAACUGUGAUUAUUUAAAUAUUGCAUUGUUUCAGACAUUUUUUAUUUAUUUAAAUGAUGUUCAGUGCUUCAAUGAAUUGAGGCAUGAACGCCAAAACGCCUAAUUUUUUAACCAGCGCAAGAGUUUGGAACUGUCAAGCAUACCAUAACAUUUUCAAUGUUUUGGCUUACUUCUUCACCUUAUUUCAUCAUUGCGACAAUUGAUGAAAGCAGGACCUUGCUCGUCUGACUGAUGAGCAAGGCGUGUUUAAGGUACUGCUGUUCAUGUAGCUUCUUGUACUUAACAGAUGUAAGUACGUUCCACGAGCCCCUGUACAAAGUCUUACCUCAGAGUGUAAGAUCAGGAUCGUUCCUAUUUAGGCGUUAUGGGGGAAAUUGUGAUGAUGUGGGCGUAGAAAUAUUACAUGUGUUCUAGCAUGAUAUGUAAACUCUGUCACUUCAAAUUAUCGGCAGUAUCCCGUGAAUGACGAUGCUGCCGUAAUCUGUAUGAAUAUUGUAUUCAUUUACUCUGUUUCCUGUAUUUAUUCUCCUUUGGUCUGGUGCCUUUGCCUGACUAAAUAGAUGUACCGCGUCCUUGUUGCGUAUGUCUCCCGGGAACUUCCACAUGGUUUUGAUUGUAUCACUUCUCUGUGUCGUUAUGGAGACGGGGGUCUGUUUCGGGGUAUGGGCGCCACCCGUUGUUCGGUGUACCCUGCUAUUGAAAUGUGCGUGCGUGAGUGCACGUGCAGCGUGUGUAUCCGCAGCCAAAUAUCAGUGGCACGACAGGACGGCAGGGGACCCCUGAGGAAGUGUCUAUGGGAGCAGCGCUUAGCGGCUCCCGCUCGACUGACCCGUGUACUCCCGUACUCGCGUAUAUGUGUGUGUUCAGUGGGAAUCCAACGGCAGUCUGGAAAAUCGUCGGCAGUGACCUAUUGUCGGCUCUGCGCUGUCGCAGAUCCGAUAAAGACCCCACUGUUCCAAUAUGCUGCAUGCCAAAGUCACUAAUAAACGUGUUCAAAUAGAAAA